Messenger RNA from Didymodactylos carnosus, 207 nucleotides. Lineage: Eukaryota; Metazoa; Rotifera; Eurotatoria; Philodinida; Philodinidae. The record is from the annotation of a GenBank genome assembly.
AUGGAUCCUCAAGCUCAGACUUUAGACAAUAAAAUUGCGUCGGAACAAACAAAAGCUGGUCAUACAGGUGUCUGUAAUACGUACGGUAUGGACAGUGAACAUCAUGAACCCAGUCCGGGUAAACAUAUCGAUAAACACGUAUGUGAGAAUCCAAAUUGCACUGGAGAUCAUUCAGGAAUAAAACACGAAGUUAAACAUAUGGAAUAA